AUGGAUUUAGAUAUCGUUGACGAUGCGGAGGUAUAUGCCAAUUCUCUUCGGGAUGCACGCAUAGAAAUUAUGAGAGGCAUGAGCAGUACUGGAGACGGGAAACUGGGGGAGAAUUGCCAUCCAUUUCUAAAGGAAGUUGUGGUGGAUGGGAGGCGGCAAGCAGAACAGCAGGCUGCGGUAUUAGCCGCCACGGAAUUUUUUAUUAAUGAACUUCUCACGUGCCUUGAAUGCGGUAUGGUUCUGAAUGGUGUAAAAGAAAGUGAAGCUACGCAAUGGCGCGUGUGGUUUCGCAUAUUUUUGUCUCUCUACGAAGCGUCGCCAGCUCCAACGCAGGCGCAGUGGGAGCACGAGAUGCGGUUACAGAAUUGUGAAACUUACUUCGGCGAAACUCUUGACUCCGGUUCAGAUAAUAAUGACUGGGAUGAAGAAGACGAUGGCUCCAAUGUGGAAUUCCACCUUAGAACAUUGGUCACUCACUGCCUCGCGGCCGCUCGAACCUGGCGUAGGCAACGUUGUGAAGCGGGAAAUACCGAGCUCAUGGCAAAAUUGCAGCGUGCUACGUCUAUUAUGUGCGCCUUCGUGGAACCGCAUUCACUGGACUGGUAG
This is a messenger RNA of Trypanosoma brucei brucei TREU927, 606 nucleotides long. RefSeq lists its product as hypothetical. The transcript has a single exon. NCBI's taxonomy places the organism in Eukaryota, Euglenozoa, Kinetoplastea, Trypanosomatida, Trypanosomatidae. The coding region runs from base 1 to 606 and encodes 201 amino acids. The record is from RefSeq and is a predicted model, not a curated record.